GGGUCGGAGACGCGAGCAGGCCCCUUAUUCUCUCAGUGGCCUCGGUUCGCCCCCAAAGCGGUCCGGCCGGGGUUGACCCAAGACCCAAGGCGGGGGGCGGUACCGGAGUGCCGAAAGGGCGAGGGUGGGGAUAGAGGUGGGCUGCCUGGCCUGGGAGUCUGGAGCCUCGGGUUCCGGGAACCCUCCCUGCGCGACCUUUGACAAGUCACUCCUCUGUGGGUCUCAGUUUCCCUGCUGUCAAAAGGGAGAGAUGUGGGGUCCCUCCCUUUGACAGUCCACGCACGGGCGGAUCUGGAAGGAUCCUGAGUGAAUGAGAUCCAGACUGCUGUGGCAGAUAAUGUGUUGCCAUAGUUCCUUGGCCCACAUUUAAGGGGGAAUGUAGCCAGCUUGGAUGUCUGAAGCUUUUUAGGCACCUGUCUCAGAAUUCCUGGUUGCUGGCCUAAGGACCACUGUGGUGGUUCAAGAGCUGGUCAUCAGUGCAGGAUAGCCACACAGCAAAAUGUUUGCAAAACUAAAGAAGAAAAUUGCAGAAGAGACUGCUGUUGCCCAGCGGCCGGGAGGUGCUACCAGGAUCCCACGGUCGGUGAGCAAGGAAUCGGUUGCCUCUAUGGGAGCUGACUCAGGAGAUGACUUUGCUUCCGAUGGAAGCAGCUCCAGAGAAGAUCUUUCUUCUCAGCUUUUGAGAAGGAAUGAACAGAUACGGAAACUAGAGGCCAGACUUUCUGACUAUGCUGAACAGGUCCGAAACUUGCAGAAGAUAAAAGAGAAGCUUGAAAUUGCAUUAGAAAAACACCAGGAUUCUUCUAUGCGGAAAUUUCAAGAGCAGAAUGAGACAUUCCAAGCCAACAGAGCCAAAAUGGCAGAAGGACUGGCUUUGGCAUUAGCCAGAAAGGACGAGGAAUGGUCAGAAAAAGUGGAUCAGCUCGAAAAGGAAAAAAGGUUUCUGACAGCUCAAUUACAGGAACUGAGGAACCAGAGUCUGAAUCUUUUCCAAAGAAGAGAUGAAAUGGAUGAAUUAGAGGGGUUCCAGCAGCAGGAACUAAGUAAAGUAAAGCACAUGCUUUUAAAAAAAGAAGAAAGUCUGAGGAAAAUGGAGCAAGAGUUGGAAGCACGAACCAGAGAACUUAGUCACACCCAGGAGGAGUUGAUGACCUCCAAUCAGAUGUCAUCAGACUUAAGACAGAAGCUAGAAGAACUGCAGAGACACUACUCAGCGCUGGAAGAGCAGAGAGAUCAUGUGACAGCUUCAAAGACAGGUGCAGAAAAUAAGAUCACAGAGCUGGAGCAAAAGGAACAAGAGCUCCAAGCAUUCAUUCAGCAGCUUUCCAUUGAUCUGCAGAAGGUCACUGCUGGAACUGAAGAGAAAGAAAAACUCAUCACACAUUUGCAAGAGAAAGUCACAUCCUUAGAGAAGAGACUGGAGCAGAACUUCUCAGGAGAAGAACAUGUGCAGGAACUCCUGAGAGAGAAAACAAUUGCUGAGCAGAAUUUGGAGGAUACCAGACAGCAGCUCUUGGCAGCUAGAAGCAGACAGGCCGAGGCCAUUGACACCCUGGAGACUCGGGUAAAAGAGCUAGAGCAGAGCCUGUGGGCCUCUGAGGAGAAGCUGCGACAGAGCAGUGACGUGGUAACAGCUCAGGAAGCUCAGAUUCAGGCGCUUGCCGCUGCAGACAAGGAGAGCGGCCGUGCACAGCAGCAGGCCCUCGCUCUGCAUCAGCAGUGCACGGAGCGCGUCCACACGCUGGAGGCCCAGCUCCAUGCCCUCGGGAGAGCUCGGGUGGCCGACCUGAUAGCUGUAGAUCACGAGGUGAGAGAGCUGAAGCAAGAAAAUACAGCCCUUAAAGAAAGUAAGAAUGAAUGUGAACAUUCUUUACAACAUCACCAACUUGAAUUAAAGAAGCUAAAGGAAGAAGAGAACCAAAGAGAAAUUGAGAGCGUAGCAAUGGCUCAAGCGCUGGAGGAGGUGCAGAAGCAGAGGGAAGAACUCCAGAAACAGGCUGUGAACCUGACAGCCGUAGUAGAAGAGAAGGAGCAGAGUCUGCAGGAGAAAAAUGAAAUGCUUCUCCAGAAAGAACAGGAGAUUCUCCAGUUGAAGAAAGGUCACGACACGGCCCUGCUGCAGACGCAGCAGCUGCAGAAUGAGCUGAAGGCCCUGCGGAGCCUGCGGGCAGCGGAGAGCCAGGCAGCGGCUGUGCAGGAGGACCUGCUGAGGUUGCCGGGCCAGGAGCAGGGGCUGGCGCUCUCCAUCAGUGAGCUUCACGUGACGUCGAGGGCCAUGCAGGACCCCAUGUACCAGCUUCCGGCUGCAGAGGGAAUACCAAAUGGUGAGGUGGGGGCCAUGGAUCUAAGGCAACUACAGAAGGAAAAACAGGACUUGGAACAGCAACUUCUGGAGAAAAAUAAGACCAUAAAGCAGAUGCAGCAGAGGAUGCUGGAACUCAAAAAGACACUGCAGAGGGAACUGAAAAUCAGACCCGAUAAUGAGCUUUUUGAAGUCCGGGAGAAGCCCGGCCCUGAGAUGCCAAACAUGGCCCCUUCUGUCACAAAUAACGCCGACCUGCCUGAUACCCGCGAAAUCAACUUCGAGUACCUUAAACACGUGGUUUUAAAAUUCAUGUCCUGUCGCGAAUCCGAGGCUUUUCAUCUUAUAAAAGCUGUGUCAGUGUUGCUGAACUUUUCGCCAGAGGAAGAGAACAUGCUCAAAGAAACCCUGGAGUAUAAGAUGUCAUGGUUUGGGUCCAAGCCAGCUCCCAAGGGCAGCAUCCGGCCAUCCAUCUCCAACCCUCGGAUACCGUGGUCCUAGAUGGAACUACCCAAGGAUGGAGCUCCGUGGGCUGACACUUUUUCUGUGAAAAGAACACUGACACACCAGUCUGGGUGGGUUUUUAAUCACUGUAACUGCAGUAUUUUGUACACGCGUCCAAACAUUGUUUACAAGAUGUAAGGCCCACUUCCCUGCAGUCUGCUAUGAACCUCAGGAGGUAACUGAUCCUGUCAUUCUGGUCACAAACGGGAGGGUCCUGACACUACCCACAUUUCCAGUGCUGCUGAAAUCCCAGCCCUGGCCUGCACCAUCUGCACUUCAAUCCUGACUUUUCAUAUUAGCUCUUAAAGCUGAAGCCGUCACCAUCUGGCAGGGAGGAGGCACCUGAUCCAUCGUGUAGUGCGGACAUCAUCGGAGUAAAGAGAGCCCUUUGAAAUGGUGCACAGCAGGCCAGACUCACCUGCUUCUGCCAGGAAGAGCCAACUCGGCAGGGGGGCUUUUAUUUGUCCCCUCCUCUUGGGUUCAGAUGAGUUAGAAGAGGCUUUUUAACCCUUCCUCUCAAGAAAACAUCAUUUUACCUUUGUUUCUCAAACCGCCCAGAACUUUAGAUGUGUACAUCUUGAAAGCCCUCUGGGGCCAGUGGGGACGAAUGAGUACGCAGCUGACAGUAUCUCAUUUCACUGAAGAGAACUAGCAAAUAUAUAAAAAGAUCCUUAGUACCAAAUACACUCAAUUGCCUUUUUAAUGAAUGUACUUGUCUUGGAUAGGUUGCUGUAAACCAUUUUAAACUUUUUUUAUAGCUAAAGUUCUUCACUUAUAAACAUGUCUUCUGCUUUAUAAAAUCCAUUUAAUGGUGUUAAAGGAAAAUCAGAGCAUCAAGAGGAAACUUUCUAAGGUUGGGAUUCCUGUCCUUUCGUAAUUUCACUAGCAUUCUAUGGCCUCUGCUUCCGUCUGAAGCAGUGGUGGUAUCUCAUUUGUCCUGCUCUGAAUUCUGGGUUGUAACACUGAGCAGAUGCUAAUCACACGUUUUCUACUGUUAAGCAGUCUGCUGUAUUCAAAGGAGGCAGCUGUUGUCCCACCCCCAGCCUUGACCACAACACUGGAGGUGGUCCACCCUGGAUAUGGAUCGACCUCUCACCUACCCCGAAAUAUUUUAAGAUACCAGUCAUAUAUGGCGUCCACAGCCCCCAGUUGGCUGCAGUACUUGAUAGCAUGCAGGUGGCUUGUAGUGAGGGAUAAAAACUUGUAUUCUUAUUAAAGGGAACAUGCUUGCCCUGGAGAAGCCACAUCAAAUCUAGGGGAAACCAUUUAUUCAUUUAGUUUGAGGCAAGCCUCACUGAUUAAAUAAACUGAAUAAAUAACUGGAGCUCCUAACCUUAUUGUUAGCCCAUGUUGUAAAGUUAGAUUUCUCAAUUAUGCUUAGGGUUACAAUAUCUCACAGAAAAACAAGGAUUUGCAGAGUUUACCUGCUCCAUUUCCACAGACCUACACGUACCAAGUAAGGGCAGCAUCACCUUCGUCCCCACUCAGGCUCCCUGCCAUCCAAGUGACCCAUCCUUCAGUCAACCUACCUCUCCCCUGACUCCUCCCUGCAGAUGCCUGUCCUGUUUAGAAUGCUGUUUUCCAUUUACCUGGUGGGGACACAAGAGUCUCUUCUGUAAUUUUGAUGAGGAAGUGGUAGCUUUUCCACCUGUUCCAGGAGAGGAUCCCACAGGUUGGGCAGCUCAGGGCUCUCCAGAGGCGACUCCAGCAGUUGUGAGCCUGUCCUAGUCCUCAGUGGCCUCUGCAGCCCUUGAGCUGGUCUCAGCCCCGCCCACGUCCCCAAGCAGAUCUAGGUGUAGCUGUGGGGCCCAUUCCUUAGUCUGCACUUGCUUAGGGAGGAUUCAUUCGAUUAGGCUUUCCUCCUGCAUGUUGAACUUCUUUCAGCUUUAAGAGGAAGACUGAUGAUUCUAAGUGAUUUCAUGCACUUUCACGUGUAUAAACACUCUGUGAUAGACACUAUGUAUAGCCCUUUAUGAGCAUUGGAUCUGGACCGCUCCCUCCAUGUUGUAAAUAGGGAUUGUAUUAUCUAAAAUUGCUGUAGAAAACUCAUUUGUGGUGCAAUAUACUUUUUGAUUAAAGCUCUUCAAUCCAGA
Molecule: messenger RNA, 4899 nt
Organism: Hipposideros armiger (great roundleaf bat)
Lineage: Eukaryota; Metazoa; Chordata; Mammalia; Chiroptera; Hipposideridae
Gene: GOLGA1
Product: golgin A1
Exons: 22
Coding region: 500-2803 (767 amino acids)
Cellular component (GO): Golgi apparatus
Source: RefSeq, a predicted model, not a curated record